Amaranthus tricolor (Joseph's coat) is the source of this 1140-nucleotide messenger RNA. RefSeq lists its product as uncharacterized. The coding region runs from base 1 to 1140 and encodes 379 amino acids. Lineage: Eukaryota; Viridiplantae; Streptophyta; Magnoliopsida; Caryophyllales; Amaranthaceae. The transcript has a single exon. The record is from RefSeq and is a predicted model, not a curated record. Gene Ontology annotation, molecular function: catalytic activity.
AUGAAUUGUCUACUCUGGAACAUUCGAGGAAUAGGCAAAGGGGAAAAAUCGUUAUCAAUUAGACAUCUUGUCAAGAAGAAAAAGGUGUCUUUUAUGGGCCUAGUAGAAACAAAACAUCGAAAACCCUUUCAGCCUAGAUUAAAAAGGUUAUGGGGGCAUGAUGAAUAUGAUUACUGUGAGAUAUUUGCCUCUGACACACAUGGGGGUGGACUUAUUGCCGUAUGGGACAAACAAAGCUUCCAGGCCUCAGCCAAACAUAUGGGAGGUAGAUGGAUCCUCAUUGAAGGGCGAAUCAAUAAUGACAAUUUUGAGUGCUGCAUUGGGGUAAUCUACGGGCAUAAUGAUAGAUUAAGUAGACUGGCUAUGUUUGAGGAGCUCAAAGUGAAGGCGGGUAAUAUCAACAAACCCAUUCUGGUACUUGGCGACUUUAAUGUUACAAUACAUUCAGGGGAAAGAACAGGAGCCGUCACAUGUAUCCGUAGUAUGAGAGACUUCUCAGAGUGGAUCAAUGACUUAAGAUUGCUUGACAUUCCGCUUCAUGGGGUAAGAUUUACCUGGAGAAGGAACGAAUCCAAAAGCAGACUGGAUAGAGCCUUAUGUCAUAAUGAAUGGUUGACAAGAUUUCCGAAUAUGAACUUGGUGGGCCUUAGUAGAAGCUUCUCAGACCAUAAUCCUAUACUUCUACAGCUCGAAGUGUGCAAUAACUGGGGCCCCAAACCGUUCAGAUGCUAUGAUGCAUGGUUCCUACACCCGAAUUUCAAAAAUUUCAUUAUCGAUGAAUGGCAUAGAGCCCCUAAUGUGCCUCUACACACCAAGUUAAAGAUCUUGAAAACCCCCAUUCGAACUUGGCGCAGGGAAAAUUUUGAUCACAUGGACAACAGAAUUGCUGAUCUUGAAAAGGUGAUACAUGACCUCGAAAGGGAAAGUGAGGGGAGAACGCUUGAGAAUAUGGAAGUGGCUAGACUGAACGCUGCAACUAGUGUCCUCCACCAAUGGCUCAUUAGAAGGGAGAGAAUCUGGAGGCAAAGAGCAAGAACAUAUGGCUUCAAGGCAAAGGACCACAACACAAAGUUCUUUCAUGCUGCAACCAUGUUCAAAAAAAAAAAGGAAGGAAAUCAACCAGAUAGAAAUCAAUGGUAG